Messenger RNA from Hirundo rustica (Barn swallow), 1029 nucleotides. RefSeq names its product protein phosphatase 1 regulatory subunit 42 (gene PPP1R42). The transcript is spliced from 8 exons. The coding region runs from base 1 to 990 and encodes 329 amino acids. The record is from RefSeq and is a predicted model, not a curated record. Gene Ontology annotation, molecular function: protein binding. NCBI's taxonomy places the organism in Eukaryota, Metazoa, Chordata, Aves, Passeriformes, Hirundinidae.
AUGGUUCAACUAACAAUGGAUCUAAUUGUUAAAAAUGCCAGUCACAAGAAUCGUAGUGAAGAGGACCUUGGACAAUAUCUGCAAAAAAUAACUCAUAUGUAUUUAUCAGAUAAAAAUAUAGAUUCAAUUGGUGACCUCGCUUUCUGUAAAAAUCUGCGAUUCCUGUAUUUAUAUGACAACCAAAUCAACCAAAUCCAGAACUUGGACUUUGCUUCAAAUAUAACACACCUUUAUCUUCAGAACAAUCAUAUUUCAAGUAUAGAAAAUCUCUCACCACUGAAAAAACUUGAAAAACUGUAUUUAGGAGACAACUAUAUCACUGUAGUAGAGGGUUUGGAUAAAGUAGGAGGACUAAGGGAGCUACAUAUUGAAAAUCAACAUCUCCCUCCUGGUGAAAAGCUUCUCUUUGAUCCAGUAUCCCUUAACUCCCUGGCAAAAUCUUUGUCUGUAUUGAAUAUCAGCAAUAACAACAUUGAUGAAUUAGAAGAACUAGCAAUUUUGGAAAACCUUUCUUAUCUUAAAGCAGUCGACAAUCAACUUAAACAUAUUAAGGAUUUGGAGGUUGUAUUGAAAAAAUGGACAAAGCUACGCAGAAUAGAUCUUACAGGAAACCCCAUCUGCCAAACACCAAAGUACAAGGAUAGGAUUAUAGUACAGUCACUGACUUUAGAAUACCUUGAUGGGAAAGAAAUUCAAGAAAUGGAAAGACGUUUCUUGAUAAAUUGGAAAGCCGCCAGAGAUGCCAGGGAAAAAAGCAAUGAAAGAAUGACAGAUGAACAUGCAGCCAAUGUACAAUUUCCUGACUCUGAAACACCUCAUCUCACUCUUCCUUAUAACCCCAGUGACUCUGUGAAAGAAAAAGCAGAUUAUUUAGAUUUGGCUCACAAGCAGAAAGUUGAAAGAAAACCUCCACCAAGAAUCUGUGAAAGAAAAAGUCAGAUGAAAACUCAGGUUGAGGAGGAAUCUGAAGUAACAGCAGAAGUAGUUUGAAUUCUAAAAGCCAGAAGUUACUGGAUGUGAAGAUUUGGC